Microplitis demolitor is the source of this 1720-nucleotide messenger RNA. RefSeq names its product lysosomal thioesterase PPT2 homolog (gene Ppt2). The coding region runs from base 157 to 1038 and encodes 293 amino acids. Lineage: Eukaryota; Metazoa; Arthropoda; Insecta; Hymenoptera; Braconidae. Gene Ontology annotation, molecular function: thiolester hydrolase activity; palmitoyl hydrolase activity. The record is from RefSeq and is a predicted model, not a curated record. The transcript is spliced from 4 exons. Gene Ontology annotation, cellular component: lysosome.
UUCAAAACAAAACCAGCAACUGAAGGUUAUAAAUUUCAUAAAUCUGAUAAACUUAUUUGUCAUUCUUAUGGUGAACAAUAACAAUAGAUGUAGUGUGUAGAUGAUUAGAUUGAAUAUCAAGUUUUUUUUAUUGAAGUUUAUUUAAACGUCAAAGUAAUGAUGACUACAAACAAGUCAAUUUUAUCGUACUGCUGUUUAUUUAUUUUUAUAUUAAUUAAUCCAAUAGAAAGUGCAUUUUAUCGUCCUCUUGUAAUUAUCCAUGGAGUCCUUACUGGAAGUGAGAGUAUGGAGCAAAUCAGUGCUCGUAUUCAAGAGAUACAUCCGGGGACACAAAUAUUUAAUACGCCACGUUAUGCAGGAUGGAGUAGUCUAGAGCCAAUGUGGCAUCAAGUUGAAGAAAUUGGACAAGAUUUAAUGGCAAUAUCAGCAGCUUUCCCUGAAGGAAUUAAUUUAUUAGGAUAUAGUCAAGGUGGAUUAUUAGCUAGAGCUAUUCUUCAGAGGUUUCCAGAUCAUAAUGUCAGAACUUUUAUAUCAUUAAGUUCACCUCAAGCUGGGCAGUAUGGCACAAAAUUUUUACAUUUAUUUUUCCCGGGCUUAGUUUGUGAAACAGCCUACGAAUUAUUUUACUCAAGAGUUGGGCAACAUACAAGUGUUGGAAAUUAUUGGAAUGAUCCUUAUCAUCAAAAAUUGUAUUUUGAAUAUAGUAAAUUUUUACCAUUAGUUAACAAUGAAGAACAAUCAGGAAAUUCAUCGGACUUUAAAUUAGGACUUACGAAAUUAAAAAAAUUAGUUUUAAUUGGCGGUCCUGACGAUGGUGUAAUUACACCCUGGCAAAGUAGUCAAUUUGGUUAUUAUAAAUUCAAUGAAACUGUUGUCGAAAUGCGGAAUCGUGAAAUAUAUCAAACUGACGCUAUCGGUUUAAAGACUUUAGAUAAAGCAAAGAAAUUAAUGACUUACACAGUUCCUGGUGUUACUCAUGACCAGUGGCAUAAAAAUAUGACACUCGUAGAUUUAUAUAUUUUACCUCAUCUUGAUUGAUGAUUCAUAUCAAAUAAUUGUAAUAUAAAUUUAUAAAAACUUUAUAAAUUAACAAUUAAUUUUAUAAUAAUGAAGUUAGCCAUGGUGCUGAAAGUAGCAGUCAUUAAAAAAAUUUAUUUAUUUAAAAGUAAAUACUGGCAGGCAAUAAUUUUAAAAAAUGCAUGAGAAAAAUUUUCAAAAUUUUUCUGAUGAAAAUUAACUCGGUAAUUAAAAAUACUAAAAUUGUGAUAAAUUAAAAAAAAUUGCACUUACAGUUUUUGUAAUUUUCUACGUAUGCAUAUUUUUAGUUUUUUUUUUUCUUGUAAAUGAUUCGUCGGAAAAAAGAAAUCGAAAAUUGUUAUUUGUUUGCUACAGGAUUAUUAAUUAUUGUUACUAGUUGAUUUAAUUUAAUAGGCCUACAGAAUCUUAUAGUAAAUUUUUUAACGAUAAAUUGUAAAUAAAAAAAAAGCUGAUGUGGAAUUUACCAGAAAAAAACUCAGUUUUAAAAAUAAUCUGAUUUAAAAGUACAAUUAUUGAUAACAAAUAAUUUGUGAGAUUAGUUAAUAAUUUUAUUUAUAAAUCUCAGAAAUAUUUUAACAAUUUUAAUAACAAUAAAUUGAGAAAAAUAUAUCGUAAUUACUAAGUUAAGAAUUUUUUAACAUUUAUUUUAUAAUAUGUACAAAAUAAAAUAAAAUUCUGUACA